Volvox carteri f. nagariensis is the source of this 3987-nucleotide messenger RNA. RefSeq lists its product as uncharacterized. The record is from RefSeq and is a predicted model, not a curated record. The coding region runs from base 1 to 3987 and encodes 1328 amino acids. The transcript is spliced from 13 exons. NCBI's taxonomy places the organism in Eukaryota, Viridiplantae, Chlorophyta, Chlorophyceae, Chlamydomonadales, Volvocaceae.
AUGGUAAUGUGUAUAGACUUGAAAUGCCGAAUGGACUUUGAUGCCGAGGAAGCACUCUUGCAGGCCCAGGUGCUUGCGGCUGGCCAGGUUCAGACACAAGCGAGCAUCCUUGCCGGCCCUGGUCUUGGUCCCUACCCUGUGAGGCAUAACCGCAGCUUGCCAAAUGCCGCCUUAAAGGCACGUGGGCGGCAACCAAAGCUUGCAGUUAGUGGAGUUCCUGCUGCAGCUGUGGAGCCUGUGCAGCUAGACUCCCAGCUGGAUGCUCUUCGUCGUGAGAUUGCCCGCCUUGAGCAGCAAAAGCAAAAGCAGGUCGCAACGAAGGCGGUGCCUGCUAGGCCUGUGUCAAGUGGUAGUGCCGCAGCUCGCGUAACGCAGAAGGGACCAAACGUGCCAUCUCCAGGGAAGCCACCAGCGAUCGGCGGCUCUUCGAGCGCUGAACAAAAUGGGGCAGCGACAGCAGGGAUGCCGACGAUACAGCCAGUUGCCACCUCUUAUGGGGCUACGAGCGAAGCUACGGUGAGGGUCUCCAUCACCAGCACUGCCGAUGGCAGUCCGACGAAGUCGGGGGCAAAUAGCAAGAGGGCAAGACCUGCAGCGGACGGUGCAUCUGGCCCGGGCAAUCCCAGCAGAUCUGCCAACGCAACCCAGCACGCAGGAGGACACGCUACGUCCGCAAACGGUGGCAUUACAGACAUUUGUCCGGAGGCACAGCUGGCCGCCAACGAGUUUCUCUUGUCUUUCAUGAGCCAGAUCGGCAGCGAAGAGCAGGGCCGCGGCGGGGCAGACCCGGCGGUGGCUUUGACACCACCACAGCACCAAGGUCUUGAGACAAGUGCAGAAGCACAGGAGCACUACGGCCAACAGCAUCCGGAGCAAAGCCAACACCCAAAUCCGCGAAGUGGCAAUCCGGGGGACGGAAAUGCCGGGUGCUUGGGAGCUGGGACGGGACAAAAUGAGCACGGCGGCCAUGCAAGCAUAGGCGGCAAACCGUUGGCGGAAAGAGCGAAGAAUGCACCAACUCCAGGGUGCGGUGGCGGAGCGUCAGCACGGCGUGCUGCGGCAGAGCGGACCAGCGCGGCGGUUCAGCGCUUGCGCCGGAAAUCAAGUGGAGUGGCGGGGACGGAGCUGUUGCUCCGGACUGCAACAUCCUCAGGGAUGGCAGCAAACGGUGCUGCCCCUGUCGCCUCGGACGUUACUGCGGCUGCCGACGGAGGUCCUCCGAGUGUACUGGUGUGCGCCACCUCACCAACAUACGCAGAUGGAGUCGCCAAAAGCAACAGCAAGCAGUGUUGGGUACGGGAGUCGCUCCCACGGCUCAAACUGCUGCAGCAGCAGCUGCAGCGACAGCUGGAUCAGCGACAGCAGCAGCAGCGAACAUUUGAUAGGCCACAGGACGCGUUUGCGACCUCUGGGGUUCCGAAUGCCGCGGGAAUCAUGGGCGUGGGCGCAGCUACGGGCACAUCGGCGCCACGCGCGAGCACGCCGGCUGCCGAUGCCUUGCGGCGGCCACCCGCUGCCACAGCCGGCACCGCCACCCCGGCCGCCAACGUGCUGCCACCCCUGCCGAUGCCGGUGUCCGCGCCGCACACUUUGGGAUCUGCCGUGCAGCCCGUCCACCCUGGUGCCCCGUCCGGCAUGUUGCCCUCGGCGACAGCGUCUCAGUUUCCGUAUCCACAGCUAUCGCAUGCACUGGGACCCCGCCCGCUGCCUGGUGGAUCUUUUCCCAGCGCGUUCCUGCCGGGGCCGCCACCUGGGAUGCAGUGUCGGCCUUCGCAGCCUGGGGUGUUCCUGGGUGCUAUGCAGCCGCCUGUGUCGCUGGUGGAGGUCGACGUAUUGGCCAGGAAGGAGCUUAUCCUGCUGAAGUGGCAAAUGCUGCAGGAAAUUGCUGUGGACCUGGAAGCCGAGUGGACGGAGGUGUGCCUUGCCCACAACCGGUUGCGUAUGUUGUCCUUGACACAAGCACAGCACGGCAGGUCGGCGGCAGCUGCAGUCUUAGCAGAUGGCCCACCCGGCAGGUCGGACGCACCACAGAUUGGUCCUCCUUUUCGUCCAGAAAUUGCACUUCCCGCGCUUCACCCGCACCCAGUCAUGCGUGGCCACGCGACCUUCCACCCGUUCACGCAAUUAUCACAGCAGCAACUAUCGCAACGACAAGAACAGCAGACGGGAGGACAUCAGGGCCCAAAGCAGCAAAGCGCCUCAGGGCAAGAAGUCCCGCUUCUUACGCCUGCCCCUGGGCAGUCAGUGAAUGUACAGCUGGCCGCGCCACGACCAAUGGCAUUGCAGGAUGUCCGCGGUGGGCGAUUCCUAGCUACGCCUCCUGCUGAGAUGCAAACCGCCGCCCUGGAGAAUGGAGCAGGAGACAGACAGCCGAACGGAGCGCGGCAUGGCGAUGCUCCGGCGGAGGCCCGAGGCGCCCCGGACCCUGCACAGCUGCACCUGAGAUCCGGUCAGUGUCCAGGUGGGGAGGAGACAUGCCCCAAUAGUCAGUUUCAUGUUCCUGACAAGCAGUCCAGACACCCGGAUCAGCGAGAGCGGGAGCCCGUCCAGCCCCGGGCACCAGAACGGGAGCUUGGCUCGGAGCCUGCGUCCCGAGUAGAGGGCGAGCGGGCCGCGAACACUGGACCUGGGCUUGCGGCAGAGAGAGGGCCGCUGCUGGCCGGCUCGGAUAUAUCCACCGCAGCUCGGAACUCGGCACCAGUUGAACGACAUCCAAACGGAGACCCUGCGGCGGCAGUGCAGCAGCACGACGCGGCGGUUCCAAGGGCCCUGGCUCAUCGAGACCUUGCCACCGCCGCACUCCGGCUGGAGAGCCAUGGCGGAGGCUUGAGUGCCCCCUUGGCCCAACAGCCUUGGUUAAUUGCAGCUGGCACGAGGAGUCCACCACCAGGCGCUUCAUUGCCCUUAGGAGCAACAUGUAUAUCAGCUAACGGACCGGCCGUUAGGAUGGCACCGGCGGCAGCCCCGCAAGUUGGCGAGCGUCAGCCUGGUUCCGACCUGGUCGGGGGGCUCGCAGGGUCUGCAAGUGCCGGCGUGGGUUUCACAGGUGUGGACGGCCCGCAACAGCACUCGAGGCAACAUGCUGGGGUUCAGCAGCAGCAGGUGGGCAUGCCGCAAGCAGCGCAUGACUGUGAUACCGCGGGCCCACGUGACGGAGCUGCUGAUGCUUGGCGUUCUGGAGGGGACCCUCGGGUCAACCAGGCGUUCCUCUUAACGACGGGCAUGGAGGAUCAAGCUGCCGUUUCAACAGUCACAUAUGAGGACGCUGCACGGGGGAUCGGCCAAGCGAUGUUGUCCGGGCCGGCGCGUCAUCUUCCCGCUCUGACAUGCGGCGGCAGUGCUGAUGGGAGGACCACCGGUGAUGGUCGGGGUGGUGGACCUGGUCCCAGCGUCCAGCAGCGGACAAGCGUGUGGAUGCCUUGGGAGCAUGCCGGCGCUCCUGAGGCACCACCAGGACUGGGCGAGGGUAGCGGAGAGGCCCGCAGCAACGUUGUCGGAGGCGCCGGCCACAGCACGGUUGCGGCAGCGACCCAUAGCGGCGGCGGUGGCACUGCCGGUUGGGGUGACGGCGGCGAGGGUGAUAGCGGCCAAAGUGUCGGGGUGACGACAGGUCCUCUUGCCGGUAAUCCUGCGCCCGCAUCCGCUGCUCCUGCUUUUACCGCGCCCAAUCCUGCCGCUGUCGCCCCGGUCGAGCCACCUGUGCGCGUGCAGUCUGCGCCGCAGGUGCUGCCAGCGAGGCGGCCGAGUGGAGGCAGCCCGGGGGCCGCCAUCGCCGCUGCAACGCCUAGGCAGGAACAGCAGGCCCCACGCGUGCCGUUACACGGCUUGGCAGCAGCGAGAGAGGAGACAGCUCCCCGCCCCGGCAGCUUCCAGGUCCUACUCAGGAGGCGCCCCACACUAGUGGGGGCUGCUUUUGGUCAUGUGGCAGGUCCCGCCAAGAGCAACUGCAUCUUGCAUGAUACGCGUUCUGGUGUAACACUUUGGUAG